AUGUCUUCCCAACUGGACGAAAAGACCAUAGAUAAGCAAGUCGGAUCACUUGCCACGACCGUGGUCGAUGUGGGCACAGGCGACGUCCAGAACACUCAGGUCAAGAAGAACUUCAACCUAUGGAGCACGCUAGGCAUAUCUUUCUCGCUCACGUCGACGCCCAUCACCAUAGGCACGUACCUCUCUGUCAGCAUCGGCGUCGGUGGUAGCCCCGUCUUCUUCUUUGGUUACAUCCUGUCUGUCAUCAUGGAUCUCUGCGUCUGUGCCUCGUUGGCCGAGAUGGCCGCUGUCUUGCCGCACUCGUCCGGUCAAGUCCACUGGACAGCCGUGCUGGCGCCCAGAAAAUACGCCCGGGGACUGAGCUACACCGUCGGCUGGCUGACGGCGGCCGGGUACUUUUUUUGGACGGCAGCGACCUUUCUCAUCACAUCGCAGCUGAUCUGGGCGCUGGUGCAGAUCUGCCACAGUGCCUUUGAGACACACCUGUGGCACUUUUACGUGCUGUAUCUGGCCAUCGGCCUUCUCAGCCUGCUAAUCAACGGCCCGCUCUUCAGCUGGUAUCCAUACAUGCUUAAAGGAUUUGUCGUCUACAUCAAUGCGGGUGCGCUCUUUGUUAUGGUUGCCCUGCUGGCCCGGGCAUAUCCCAAGGAGAGUGAUAAGUACGUGUUUGUCGACAUUGUCAACUUGACCGGCUGGUCGUCCAACGGGGUCGUCUUCUUUCUCGGACUACUGCCCGGCCUUACAGCCGUCAACGGUUUCGACUCGGCGGCCCACAUGGCCGAGGAAGUGCCCAAUCCGGAACGUGCGGUCCCGCAGGUGAUGAUGCUCAGUGCGCUCGCCAGCGGACUCAGCGGGCUGCCCAUGAUCUUGGUCUACAUGUUCUGCAUCACGAAUACGGCCAACCUGCUGGCACCGGUGGGCGGCCAGCCGAUCGCACAGCUGAUGGUCGAUUCGCUCAACUCGCGCGCCCUGACCAUCAUUUGCAUGAUCAUCUUCAUCGUCACCUUUACGUGCGCCUCCUUUACGAUGCUGACAACGUGGAGCCGUGUAUGGUGGUCUCUUUCGCGCGAAAACGGCACGCCCUUCCCUAGUCUUAUGAGCCGUAUCGAGGAGAAGAGCCAGCUUCCGUACAACUCCAUCAUCUUUGCCACCGUGGCCUGUGCCCUCAUUGGCGUGCUUGAGCUCGGCUCUAACCUUGCUCUAAAUGCAAUCCUCGGCGGCGCUAUCAUCUGCAUCUUUAUGUCCUACGCCAUUCCGAUCUGCUGUUCACUGCUAGGCCGUCGGAGCGCGUUUGCCGCCAAGCACUACUUUAACCUCGGCGCUGCCGGUACCGCCCUCAACAUCAUCUCCGUCACCUGGAUCUUCUUCGUCUUUGUCUGGCUGUGUUUCCCCUCCUACAUCCCGUAUACCAACGCGACGAUGAAUUGGGCCAUCGUCGUCUUCGCUGGCAUCCUGGCACUUAGCGGUAUUAACUGGCUGGCCUUCUCGCGCAAGAACUUUACGGUUCCUGUCUCGUUUGAGACGGGCAGCGAGGAGACGAGUAUUGAAAUCGGUGAAAAAUAG
This is a messenger RNA of Grosmannia clavigera kw1407, 1563 nucleotides long. RefSeq names its product putative choline and nitrogen mustard permease. Gene Ontology annotation, molecular function: transmembrane transporter activity. Gene Ontology annotation, cellular component: membrane. Gene Ontology annotation, biological process: transmembrane transport. Lineage: Eukaryota; Fungi; Ascomycota; Sordariomycetes; Ophiostomatales; Ophiostomataceae. The record is from RefSeq and is a predicted model, not a curated record. Bases 1 to 1563 code for a protein of 520 amino acids. The transcript is spliced from 2 exons.